Molecule: messenger RNA, 1769 nt
Organism: Salvia hispanica
Lineage: Eukaryota; Viridiplantae; Streptophyta; Magnoliopsida; Lamiales; Lamiaceae
Source: RefSeq, a predicted model, not a curated record
CUCAUGUCCCCGGGGAAGCUCCCGAUCUCUAGGUCUACUUGCAUCACCAUUCCCCCCGGUCUCAGUCCGACCUCCUUCCUCGACUCUCCUGUUCUUCUCUCCAACAUUAAGUACACAGCUUUAACCUUCCUGCUGUUUGAAGGAGUGAUUACAAUUUUAGAGAGAUAGGUAUCAAGUCUCUUUGUUCUUAACAAAUUGAAUUAUCCUUUACUUAGCGGCACUUGAAGAAUUUCUGCUGUUUUGAUCCCUGGAGACUACAUGGCUGAGCCUUCUCCGACCACGGGUUCCUUUUUCAAGCCUCAGCUGAUGCAAGCAUCUGUUGAAAAUGGAGCGAUUCUAUUAGAGAAAAAAUCCACCAGUGGUAAUGUUGUUGUAGAUGAAAAAACAUCCAGUGGUUUCGAGUUUAGGUUUCAUACUGGAGUUAGUACCACAUCAGGAUUAUCUUCUGCAGGAAUGUCGGUUCCUGUUGGAAUGAAUCAAAACAGACCAGUCACUUAUCAAGAUCAGCAAUAUUCUCAGUCAGCUACACCCUCUUGUUUAGCACAACAAUCUCAUGCUGUAGUUCAACAAGAUUUAUCUGUCUAUGAUAUUAUUGAUGAAUCGAAUCAAGGACCACAGUCCAAUACAGGUGCACAAGUGUCAGUUUCUGAGCAUAAAGAUAGCAGCUCGCCAGUCUCAGCUGAAAGAACAUCAGGAGAUGGGUAUAACUGGAGAAAAUAUGGGCAGAAACUGGUUAGAGGAAGUGAGUUUCCACGAAGUUACUAUAAAUGUACAUAUCCAAACUGUGAGGUGAAAAAAAUAUUUGAACGAUCUCCAAGUGGACAUAUUACAGAAAUUGUGUACAAGGGUUUGCAUGAUCAUCCCAAACCUCAAAGUGCACGUCGGCACAAUCCUGGAGCUCUUAUGUCCAUUCAAGAGGAUAAAGUUGACAAGGGCUUAUCAUUGGCUGGUCAAGAGGACAAGAUGAACACCGAUAAUAUGGAGAAAAGUGGCUCUCCAAUGUUGUCACCUCUGCAAACAAAUGAGGGAAUGGAUGGUUCAGGUUCACAGUUUCAGGGCCAAAAUGAUGACGCUGAAGAUGAUGAUCUGGUCUUGAAACGGAGGAAAAUUGAAGAUGGUAUUGAUGUCACACUGGUUGUUAAACCCAUCCGUGAACCACGAGUUGUUGUUCAGACUGUGAGUGAGGUCGAUAUACUGGAUGAUGGAUAUCGCUGGCGUAAGUAUGGCCAGAAAGUUGUCCGUGGGAACCCAAAUCCAAGGAGUUACUACAAGUGCACUAAUGCUGGAUGCCCGGUGAGGAAGCAUGUGGAGAGGGCAUCUCAUGAUCCAAAAGCUGUUAUAACAACGUACGAGGGGAAGCACAACCAUGAUGUCCCAGUUGCACGAAACAGCAGCCAUGAACUGGCUGGGACUACCGGAUACGCAGGAACAUCUAAGAUGAGGGCGCAUGAUAGCAGUAGUUUGAUUAGCCUUAACCUUGGUGUUGGAAUCGGGCGAGCAGGUGAACACAAAAGUGAGAAAGGGUUGGAUGGUGAAGGUGGACAAAGGCAAAAUAAUCCAGUCUAUGAAAUUGUAAAUGUUGGGUUGAAUCUGUACGGAAAUAGAGAAGCUCAUAACUUUGAGAUGCCGCCGGUAAAUGCCUCUAACCAAUGUCAGCAAAACCUUAGAAGAAUACUUAUGGGGCCUUAACCAAAUAUUAUGAAUGUAUAUUAACAGAAAUAAUUUUUAUUUUUUAUUAGUGAAUUUAUCCUCAUGGUUUUAGGAUGUUA